AUGAAUCUGACAAUGAAGCUGCUGCUGAUUCUUCUCUCAUUCCUGCUGAUUUAUUCAUCCGGUCAUCGGAUACAACUGUCCGACUCGAUUCUGGAUAUCAUCAACACCCGGCACGUCGAGCGGGUCCUGGCGGAGCGACGAAUGAAUGCCUCGCGGGAGGAGAAGCGAUACCUGGUGCAGAACGAGCUGAUGGACGAGGAUGGUGCGACAGAGGACAGCAGCACUGGGGUUGACCUGUACCAGACGCCCGAGGUGGCGAUCGAUUUCGACUUCAACGGGCGGCGUCAGUCGGCUUCGGCCGUUGCAUUCAACGAAACUGGCGGUGGAGGGGGCGGCUAUCAGUACCAGUCUCCGGGGGGUUCCUCCUCCAACGCGGAUAUUUUGGCCGAUUUGCAAGCCUACCACCGGGGAGACAAACUGCUUAAAUCGAGUAAGAAUGCACUGGUGGUGACGCGAAAGGAAUACCUGAAGAAGGAUUGGUGCAAGACGGAACCGCUGGUGCAGCGAAUUCGGGAGGAAGGAUGCCUUAGCCGGACGAUCAUCAAUCGCUUUUGCUAUGGGCAAUGCAAUUCGUUCUACAUUCCAAAGUCGCCAAAGCGCAGGCGGCACCACGCCGGCGGAGGAGGUGCAAACGGUCGUCACACCGGCCACGGCGGUCAUCACGGAGGCGGUGGCGGUGGCAGACGAGAGGUGGAUUUGGACUUUGAAGAUGAAGAUUUGACGGGACCGGCGUUCCGCUCGUGCGCAUUCUGUAAGCCCAAAAAGUUCACUUGGAUUACAGUGACGCUGAGGUGUCCCUCGCUGGUGCCGCAAUUGCGCCGGAAGCGCAUCCAACGCAUCAAGCAGUGCAAAUGCAUCGCCGAGCCGUUGAAUUAG
Messenger RNA from Sabethes cyaneus, 876 nucleotides. RefSeq lists its product as uncharacterized. The transcript has a single exon. Lineage: Eukaryota; Metazoa; Arthropoda; Insecta; Diptera; Culicidae. Gene Ontology annotation, biological process: animal organ morphogenesis. The record is from RefSeq and is a predicted model, not a curated record. Gene Ontology annotation, molecular function: BMP binding; receptor ligand activity. Bases 1 to 876 code for a protein of 291 amino acids.